CGCUCUGCCAUUUGCUUACGCAUUAUCACUAUGGGGAAAUAACGUGAGCUUAAUGUCAGUGUUUUUUUCCUUCACAUUUCGCGAACUUUUAGGCUAAUCUUCGCUCAGCUCGCAUAGAGGUCCCAGACCUUUGAAGCCAUGAGGCGGAGUAAGGCUGAAGUGGACCGCUACGUUUCCACCGUACAGAGUUCUUCUCCUUCACUCAAAGAGAAGCCAGUCAAAGGAUUUUUGUUUGCAAAGCUCUACUAUGAAGCAAAAGAAUAUGAACUUGCAAAAAGGCAUGUAUCUGAGUAUCUCAAAGUGCAGGAGAGGGAUCCCAAAGCACACAAAUUCCUUGGACAGCUCUAUGAAAGAGAAGGAGAGAUCAAUAAAGCCGUUGGUUGCUACAAGCGAUCGGUGGACUUGAACCCACUGCAACGAGACCUGGUGCUGAGGAUUGCUGAGUUACUAAUCAGUAAGGAGGACUGCGACAGCAGAGCAGAGUUCUGGGUUGAUAAAGCUGCAAAGCUCAUGCCUGGAAACCCUCAAGUCUUCAACCUAAAGGAACGGCUGUUGAGUCGCCAGGGCCAGAAGGGCUGGAACCAGUUGUUCGAUCUCCUCCAAGCAGAGCUGGCUGCGCGACCGGCUGACGCUUACGUGAAUGUAAAGUUGGUUCAGCUGUUUUGUGAGGACGGUCAGAAGGAUGAGGCCGUAAAGCAUUGCCUGGCUACAGAGAAAAAAGGUCUGCUACGCAACAGUGCAGAGUGGUACAAUGUGCAGUUGAACACUUUACAGGAUUAUCUGGCUCAGCCCAGCGUUUCAAGCAAUGAGAAGAUGUGUCGACGUCUCCAGAGAGAAGUACUGCUGGCACACUGCAACCUGCUGCGCAUCAGGCUGUCUGAGAGCAGCGUGCAGCCGAGCCUCGAUGCAUUCAGAGGUUUUGAUAAAGCCAUGCAGGAACUGACCAGCGUUGCCGGUCGGUUCACCGAUGAUCUUCUUGAGGUGUUUUGGGAGAUGAGAGCUCACCUCUACCUGCAUGCUGCCACGCUGCUGCUGAAAAUGGCUCAAGAUCGGCAGGAGACGUGGAGAUCCGUUGUUGACCUGGCCGCGCUGUGCUACCUGCUGGCAUACCAGUCUCCCAGACCAAAGGCAAAAGUGACCAAAAGGGACCAGUCUGCUCCGCAGCUCCUGGAGCUGCUGGCCAAUGACCGGCAGAGUCAGGCUGGGCACAUGCUGUUCAAUCUGAGCAAAGAUGUGUUCACUUUGAUCAAAGAGGUGGUGGAGGCAUUUGGAAACCGUAGUGGUCAGGAGUCUCUGUUUGAACUCCUAUGGGGUCAGCAGGCUUCCCCUGCAUCCUCUUUUAUCGCCAACGAUGACAUUCGCUCUCUCAGCCCUUUGGCUCCAGAGCUCUCCCAACUGGCUAAAUGGGACACGGGCUCCAUCUUGUUGCACAGUGGUGAACUGCAGCAUUUGAGCUGGUUGGGGCUCCAAUGGACUCUUCUAGAGCAGAGGCCACCCAUGCGGGACUGGCUGCAGCAGCUGUUUCCAAGGCUUACACUGGAAACGUCCAAGUUGGACACCAAUGCACCAGAGUCCAUCUGUCUGCUAGACCUUGAGGUGUUUCUAUACGGGGUGGUUUUCUGCAGCCACUGUCAGCUUCAGGACACGGCAAAGAUCAGCCGCAGCCUGAGCCCACAGAAGCAGCAGCAACUGUUCGAGCCCCGCUGCCUUCCUCUUCCUCUGCUUCGCCUCCUGACCACAGACAGGCAGAGGGAGUGGUGGGACGCCAUCUACAGCCUCAUUCACAAACGAGCCGCUCCUGGUACAUCAGCCAAGCUGCGAAUGGUUAUUCAACAUGGAAUGAACACUCUGAGAGCUGGAGAGAAACACGGGCUUCAACCGGUGCUGGUGAUCCACUGGGCGCAGAGGCUCAGCCAGACGGGUGAUGGAAUAAACUCAUAUUACGACCAGAAGGAGUACGUUGGCCGCAGCGUCCACUACUGGCGAGUCGUUAUGCCUCUGUUGGAGAAAAUAAAAAACAGACGGGGUAUACCAGAACCCCUGGACCCUCUCUUUAUACACUUUACUUCUAAGGAUAUUCAGAUUUCUUCUGUGAAAGCUUAUGAAGAAGAAGCCGAAAUAGCUUAUGCUGUUCUUCUGGACAUUGAAGGCAGAACAGAGGAGGCUAUUGCGACUUUGGAAAGCAUCAAUAACAUGUCAUCCAUCUGGCAUUUAGCACAGAUAUAUCAGCGACUUGCAGAGGAGGCCAGCAAUGGUUUGGAGGAGACCCAAGACAGGUGUAUCACUUUUCUAAGGAAGUUCAGGAACUAUCUGUCUAAGAUCUACAAUGCCAAUACAGAGGACAUUGAAAAGCUGCCGGUGUCCAUGGAGGAAGUGUUGGACCUCCUGAACGACGUCAAUCAGCAGCUUGGGGAAACUGGGGAGGUCAUGGAAGAGGAGGAACAGCAGGAGCUGGAGCUUCGGCGAGGACCACUUCACUCUAGCCCUGCUCGUCUCACAGACACCAGUGCAGGCGUAUCACAUGUUAAGUUUGCUUCUCCCUCUCCAAGCAAAAGCAUUGUUUCUCCCUCCAAACGACUGAUUUCACCAAAGACGCCACCUCACUGGGUUGAAGACCAGAAAAGUCUCCUUCAGAUGUUAUGUCAGCAGGUGGAAGCCCUCAAGAAUGAAGUCCAUGAUCUAAAACACAAUGCAUCAGUAAACUCUGGUUCUCCGCACCAUAAACUGUAUGGAGAGAACUACAGGGCUGACAGCUUACAGGAGCCAUUUACCCCAGUCCAGUCCUACCAUGGAGCCCCUCUAACUGUUGCUACCACAGGCCCUCCUGUUUAUUACAACCAGUCCCCUCAGUAUCUACUGCGGACAGCUGCGAAUGUAACUCCCACCAAGGGUCCAAUGUAUGGUGUGAACUGUAUGCCACCCCAGCAGCAUAUGUAUGCCUACCAGCCGCCCACUCACACACCCCCACUGCAGACAGCCCCGCCCUGCAUCUACCCUCCCCAAGAACAAGUUUUUAGUUCCCCUCUUCGGUUUGAGUCUCAGGCCACAGGUCUUCUUUCUCCAUAUAGUGAAGAAUAUUAUGGGCAGAAUGUUCCUCAGCAGACCACCAACCCAACUCUGCCUGAACCUGGCUACUUCACCAAACCAUCUGUACUCCCUGUUCAACCACCAAAGAAUAUGGAAGGGAAGCCCAUGGACUUUGGGAAGCUUUCCUUCAGCCAGCAGGCUUCAGAUGAUGUCCACAGAGUACCCAGUUUCGGAGCAGGGGCAGCAGCUCAGUCUACACCCCAACCUCCCUUCAGUUUCAACUCCUACCUGAAAUCCAAUGAAAGAGAUUUAAGUUUAUCUACAUCCCAAACCAAACAAAGCGAGAGUUUGCUCGGCCUCCUCACGUCAGACCUCCCAGCAAAAACUGACACAGUUCCAGAGAAGCCCUCCGCGCAGCAGCAGCCCCCUAGCAACCAGAGCAUCUUUACGUUUGGAAAUAAAAACAUAAGCAGCUUCUCUUUUGCAGAUUCCACUUCCAAAACAGCGGCUGGAGGCGUCUUUGGGAAGGUGGAACAGCCGUUUAAGUUUGGUGAAGUCACCCUCCCAGCGUUUGGCAUUGGCAAGACAUCAGAGCCGGAGAAGUUGGCAGAGAGUGACAAUGAGAGCACCCAUGCUGAGGAGGAUGAGGACGGUCCUCACUUUGAACCCAUUGUCCCCCUUCCUGAUAAGGUGGAUGUGAAAACGGGUGAGGAAGAAGAGGAGGAGAUGUUUUGCAACAGGGCGAAGCUCUACCGAUUUGACACGGAGACAAAAGAAUGGAAAGAGAGAGGAAUCGGCAAUGUUAAAAUCCUCAGACACAACACUAAAGGGAAGGUGCGCCUCUUGAUGAGAAGAGAGCAGGUCCUUAAGAUUUGUGCAAAUCACUACAUUACUGCAGACAUGCUACUGAAACCGAAUGCUGGCUCAGACAAAUCAUGGGUGUGGAACGCCAUUGACUAUGCAGAUGAAGAGCCUAAACCUGAGCAGCUGGCCAUUCGCUUCAAAACUGUAGAUGAGGCGGCUCUAUUCAAAGCAAAGUUUGAGGAAGCCCAGAAAGUGGUGCCGGAAUCUCCAGAAAAGAAAGAGAAGAAAGAGGAAACCUCCAAGGAGUUUGACUCUCUAGCAGCUCGAUUUGCCCCUAAAGAGGGCGAGUGGGAGUGCGGUGUGUGCUGUGUCAGAAAUACAGCAACGGCUACGCAGUGUGCCGCAUGCUACACUGCCAAUCCACAGUCCUCAUCAAAACAAGAAAAUCAGGUUACAGGUGAAUCCAGUCCGUUCACCUUUAAAUUUGGUACAGAUUCAUCAAAGCCAACCGGUUCAAGCUCCACGUUUGCUGGAUUCAGUGCUUCAUCAAAGCCAACCGGUUCAAGCUCCACGUUUGCUGGAUUCGGUGCUUCAUCAAAGCCAACCGGUUCAAGCUCCACGUUUGCUGGAUUCGGUGCUUCAUCAAAGCCAACUGGUUCAAGCUCCACGUUUGCUGGAUUCGGUGCUUUUGGAACUUCUGUGCCCUCCUCCUUUACAUUUGGGGGCAGCGCUACCAAGUCUGCUGACCAAACAGAUAGUCCAUUAGGUUUUAGCUUUAAUUCACAAUUUGUCACAAAGCCAGAGCAGUGGGACUGUGCCAAGUGUUCUGCAAAGAACGAGGCCUCAACAAACAGUUGUGUCUCUUGUAAAGCUCCUAAAACUACAGUGAAAACAUCCGCAGUGGCACAAAUAGCUCCAGCAACAGAACCUCUUCCUGCAGAGGCCCCCAUAUCGGCACCUGACGCUGGAUUUGCCGUACGCUUCAGCAAGAAGCCUGGACAGUGGGAUUGUAAUGUUUGCGAAGUAAGAAAUGAAGCAUCUGCUGAUAAAUGUGUUGCUUGCCAAAGUCCAAACACAGCCUCUAAAUUAUCCAGUGGAGCUCCAGCUGCAUCAAAUGCUCAAGCAGUGUCAGGAUUUCGGGCUGAAUCUGCCAAUAAUUUUGGCACAGAUUCAUCAAAGCCACCGGGUUCAAGCUCCACGUUUGCUGGAUUCGGCGCUUUUGGAACUUCAGUGCCCCCCUCCUUCACAUUUGGGAGCAGUGCUGCAAAGUCUGCUGACCAAACGGGUAGUCCAUUUGGUUUUAGCUUUAAUUCACCAUUUGCCACAAAGCCAGAGCAGUGGGAUUGUGCCAAGUGUUCUGCAAAGAACGAGGCCUCGACAAACAGUUGUGUCUCUUGUAAAGCUCCUAAAACUACAGUGAAAACAUCCGCAGUGGCACAAAUAGCUCCAGCAACAGAACCUCUUCCUGCAGAGGCCCCCAUAUCGGCACCUGACGCUGGAUUUGCCGUACGCUUCAGCAAGAAGCCUGGACAGUGGGAUUGUAAUGUUUGUGAAGUAAGAAAUGAAGCAUCUGCCGAUAAAUGCGUUGCCUGCCAAAGUCCAAACGCAGCCUCCAAAUUAUCCAGUGGAGCUCCAGCUGCAUCAAAUGCUCAAGCAGUGUCAGGAUUUCGGGCUGAGUCUGCCAAGAAGGACGGAAUGUGGGACUGCAACUCCUGUUUGGUCAGAAAUGAAGCCUCAGCAGCUCAGUGUGCCUCCUGCAAAUCUCCAAAUCCAAACCCUUCUUUAGAGACCAUGUUUGGCAAGAAAGAAGGAGAGUGGGACUGCGACGUCUGCCUCGUGAGAAAUAAGGCCUCUUCUAAUGAAUGUGCGGCCUGUAAAACCCAAAACCCAAAUGCGAAAUGCUCAGUUACAGCAGUCCCCUCUGCCUCUUCUUUCAGUUUUAACUUUGCAAACAAGAGCUCAUCAAGCCAGCCUGCUGGAGGUGCAUUUACUUUUGGGAGCGGUGGGACUAAAGAAAAGAAAUCAUCUGCUGCAAUAGAGUUUGAAGCUCCUCAGGCUGUUCCAACCACCACAAGCUCCUCUGGCUUUUCCUUUACAAUGCCCAUCCCAGCUGGUGGCUUCAAGUUUGGAGUUCAGGACUCUGUGGCAGAUUCUGCCUCAUCUGAUAAAGCACCUCCACCUGGGUCAGCCUCCACUGUCCUGAAAAACAUGGCUGACAAACACAAACAGAAAGAAACUGUGUCCACGCCUUCAGUGGACCAAAAGGAAAAGGAUCUCAAUCCAUUAAUAGCUGGAAACACCAAUACCUUCAGUUUUGCAGACUUGGCCCAGUCCUCAGAUGAAACCUUCCAGUUUGGCCAGAAAGAUCCAAAUUUCAAAGGUUUCUCUAGGGCAGGGGAGCAGGUAUUCUCAUUCUCACAGACGACCCCCACGAAGGCAGACACCUCAAAUGACCUGGAAGACGAAGGCAUGUAUAAAACGGAAGAGCAUGACGACAUCCAGUUUGAACCAGUGAUCCAGAUGCCUGAGAAGGUGGACCUGGUGACGGGUGAGGAAGACGAACAGGUCCUCUACUCCCAAAGAGUCAAACUGUUUCGAUUCGACACCGCCACCAGUCAGUGGAAAGAACGUGGCGUUGGGGUCCUGAAGUUCCUGAAGAACAACACAAACGGCCGACUGAGGGUGCUCAUGAGAAGGGAACAAGUGCUGAAGGUUUGCGCCAACCACUGGAUCACCACCACUACUAACCUGAAGCCCCUGGCUGGCUCAGACAAGGCCUGGAUGUGGCUGGCCAAUGACUUCUCAGAUGGAGACGCUAAACUGGAACAGUUGGCUGCCAAAUUUAAAACCACGGAGAUGGCAAAGGAGUUCAAAGAGAAGUUUGAUGAGUGUCAGCGACUUCUUUUGGAUAUACCCCUGCAGACUCCCCAUAAGCUUGUGGACACUGGCCGAACAGCUCACCUCAUCAAGAAAGCUGAAGAGAUGAAGUCAGGUUUGAAAGACUUGAAGUCCUUUUUGACCGACGAGAAGACGAAGAUCCAAGAUGACGAUAUGCAGAGGGACGUCUCUGCCACAGGCGAAAUGUCCGGUCUGGGGAUAAGAACUCACGGGGAAACCACAGGCCCUACAUUGGAGUGGGAUAAUUAUGACCUACGAGAGGAAGCUUUGGAUGAUACUGCUGACUCCUCCAUCUACACCACCCCUGUAGCCAGCAGCCCCCUGAGAAAGAACCUCUUCCGCUUUGGAGAAUCCACAGGUGGGUUCAGCUUCAGUUUCCAACCUGGAAUCAGCCCUUCCAAGUCUCCUGCAAAGCUCAACCUGAGCAGAGCCUCAGUGGGUACCGAUGAGGAGCAGGACACGACUCAGGACGAGGAGCGAGACGGACAGUACUUUGAACCAGUGGUGCCUUUGCCUGACUUGGUGGAGAUUUCUACGGGGGAGGAAAAUGAGCAGGUGGUCUUUAGCCAUAGAGCCAAACUGUAUCGCUAUGACAAAGAGAUUAAACAGUGGAAGGAGAGGGGCAUUGGAGACCUCAAGAUUCUGCAGAAUUAUGACACCAAACGAGUCAGGUUGAUAAUGAGGAGAGACCAGGUACUGAAGCUCUGUGCCAACCACUGGAUCUCUGCCGCCAUGAAGCUGGAGCCCAUGAAGGGAGCAGAGAAGGCCUGGGUCUGGAGUGCCUUGGACUUUGCUGAAGAAGGGGACGGUAAAGUUGAGCAGCUGGCUGUAAGGUUUAAGACACAAGAGUCAGCGAGCACAUUCAAACAGGUCUUUGAAGAGGCCAAGGUGUCCCAUGAAAAAGCAGAACUAAUGACUCCUGUGACGGCAAGAGUCCCUACAACACUAGAAAGCGGUCCGGCAGCGCCAUCUGAAUGCACUACUGCGUCUCUCUGUGGGCCUGCAGCAAUUGCUGUUCUGGAGGAGACGACGCGGGAGCGAACAGCAACUCCCCCUGUUACCAAGCCAACUGCAGCCGGAUCCCCAAGUCCAAUCAAUCCCACGAAGACCGUGGUGUCCCCACCAAAGUUUGUCUUCGGCACUGAUUCUGUUCAGAAGAUCUUUGGUUCUCCUAAAUCAGAGUCCCAAGCAUCUGCAUCUGUGACGAGUUUGACGGCCAAAGAAGGUGGAAGCUCCUCCAAGCCUGUUACUGCUCCAGCAUUCAAAAUGCACACAGGGCUGGAUUUUAGGCUUUUCAAAGAUAACCCAAUGGCCUUUUGGACCAGCACAGCCACCAUCCAAUUUGAAACCCCAGGCUCUCCUCAGGCUGCAGCUUCCAGCUCAGGGUCCGGUGACGACUCUGAUGUGGAGAUCGUGUUUGUCAGAGAGCCCACUGCUGAACAGGCCGCCUUAGCCAGGAAACUCAUGCUGCCUCUCACCUUCUUCUGCUACAAGAAUGAGCCAGGCUACACCAGUGACGAUGAACCUGAUGACGAGGAUUUCGAGUCGGCUGUUAGAGCCCUGAAUGGAAAGCUUUACCCCGACCCUCCUGAAGCUGCAGCAGCGGCUUGUUCUGAGGAGUCAGACUGUCAGUUUGUUUGGGAAAAGAAACCAACCCCAGAGGAAGAGGUGAAGGCAAAGAGCCUCCAGCUUCCACCCACCUUCUUCUGUGGCCUGAGCACCACGGACAGCGACCCAGACGCCGAUGAGCCUGAAGACUUCGAGACAGAAAUUCGUAAAGCCCACCGAGACCUGGCUGCCCAGUUAAGCAGAGCUGAGCCUGCCUCAAGUGGUCCUGCAGAAUCCUCACAGACCUCUACCUCCAUCCCAUCGCCCAGCUAUGCAGAAGCUGCAGAGGCCAAACCCUCUGCAAAAGAGCAACCAGCAGAAAAGCUCAGUGAGACUCUGAGUGAAACCCCCAGUAGCAGCAGCAGCGCUCCUAUUGACCUUUCUACAAAGAAGAGUCCAGAACCAGAGUCUAAAACCGAGACGGGACCUAUAGCAACACCUGCCACUACAGCCGCUCAAGACUCUUCUGCCUUUGGCUUCAACUCGCUCGGUGGUGGAUUUUCUUUUGCUGACCUUGCCAAAAAUACAGAAGGAUUUGCAUUUGGAUCUCAAGAUGCCAAUUUCUCCUGGGCAAAUGCUGGAGCGACUGUAUUUGGGGCUACAGUGUCCUCUGAGGUUAAAAAUGCUGACGGUGAGGAGGGAAGUGAUGAAGAGGAGGCUUCCAACAACGCGGACAUCCACUUUGAGCCAAUCGUUUCCCUACCUGAGGUGGAAACAAAGUCUGGAGAGGAGGACGAGGAAAUCCUGUUCAAAGAGCGAGCCAAGUUGUACCGAUGGGACCGUGACCUUGGGCAGUGGAAGGAGCGCGGCAUCGGCGACCUGAAGAUCCUCUUCCACCCGACCAAACACUUCUAUCGUAUCCUCAUGCGAAGAGAGCAAGUGCUGAGGGUUUGUGCCAAUCACACCAUCUUGCAGUCGAUGGAGCUCAAACCCAUGAACACAUCAGCCAACGCGCUUGUCUGGACCGCCACUGACUACUCAGACGGUGAAGGUGUGGUGGAGCAGCUGGCAGCCAAGUUCAAAACAGCCGAGAUAGCAGAGUCUUUUAAGAAGACCUUCUGUGAAUGUCAGAACCGCCUCGAGCAAACCGGUGACGACGCUUCAUCCUCCUCAGUGCCACACAUGUCCAGAGUCCAGGAGCACUCCAAAGACACUAACCCGCUGGUGUUCCUCAAAGUGGCCGCUGAUGAUGAACCACUGGGCAACAUCACCAUUGAGCUGUUCUCACAUAUUGUUCCCAAGACUGCAGAGAACUUCAGGGCUCUGUGCACUGGAGAGAAAGGUUUCGGACUGAAAAACUCCAUCUUCCAUAGGAUCAUACCAGACUUCAUGUGUCAGGGAGGGGACAUCACCAAGAGUGAUGGCACUGGUGGCAAAUCCAUCUAUGGUGCCGCUUUUGAGGACGAAAACUUCGACGUUCGGCACACUGGACCCGGCAUCCUGUCCAUGGCAAACCGCGGACGGGACACCAACAACUCGCAGUUCUUCAUAACGCUGAAGAAAGCAGAACAUUUGGACUUCAAACACGUAGCGUUUGGUUUUGUUCGGGACGGGAUGAAUGUGGUACAGCAGAUGGGACAGUUGGGCUCCAAGGGAGGACCUCCCACUAAGAAGUUGGUUAUCACAGAGUGCGGCCAGCUGUAGCUGCUCCCAAUGGAAGACUCUGAUUUGCAGCUUUGGUGAUGUUCAAAGGAAGUUGGCACACCCCUGGAAAAACACACUUUCUGGAUCAUAAGACUGUAAUUCCAAGUAAAAUCUACUAGAUUUUUGAAAUUGGGAAAUUUCUCUACCAAGGAGUCAUAGAUUGUUGGGAGUAACCUUUUGGAGUGAAUUUGGAUUGUCACUGCUGUUUGCAUUUCACAGAUGUUUAUUUUUUGUGUGUAAUAUUGUAAAUGUUAUUCUUCUAUUUUUUUGUUAUUUGUCUGUUGUACCAUGUUUUAAUUUUUUUUUUUUUUACUUGAGUUUACUUUACAGUCCCCCACUGCUCCUAAAUGUACCAUUUUCUAUAGGACACCCUGUUUAUUGUUCUUGGUGUAAGUUAACUUCACAAUGCAAGUAAUUGGUUUCAAAAAUGUUUCCCCUUUAAGCAAAUGGUAUCCAAUAGUUUUAUUUUCCAGGGAGAUUGAGCAUCUGUAUAGAUGCUGAAUUGAGAUGACCAAUAAAAGUUGCUUGUUGUAAUGAAGUAAUUUGCUGAUAACUGAAAUAAAUUUGCUUUACAAAGAA
Molecule: messenger RNA, 10560 nt
Organism: Cyprinodon tularosa
Lineage: Eukaryota; Metazoa; Chordata; Actinopteri; Cyprinodontiformes; Cyprinodontidae
Gene: ranbp2
Product: RAN binding protein 2
Exons: 30
Coding region: 139-9981 (3280 amino acids)
Biological process (GO): protein peptidyl-prolyl isomerization; intracellular transport
Cellular component (GO): cytoplasm; nuclear pore
Molecular function (GO): GTPase activator activity; peptidyl-prolyl cis-trans isomerase activity; protein binding
Source: RefSeq, a predicted model, not a curated record